UGACAGGAGAUGGGCUGCUUCUAUCAAAGUAUUAACCCAGAUGAUGGGGGUUAAUCAUUAAACCUUUUAGGUGGUGGCUUGCUUGUUUGUCUGAUAUUCUAAUCCGGGUCACAGAAUGGCUAAGGCAGCUUUAAGUGAAGGGUGGAUUUUUUUCCCCUCCGUUUGCCUUGUGUUUUCCACUUUGAAAGAAUGUUGUGGCUGCUCUUUUUUCUAGUGACUGCUAUUCAUGCCGAACUCUGUCAACCAGAUGCAGAAAAUGCUUUUAAAGUGAGACUUAGUCUCAGAACAGCUCUGGGAGAUAAAGCAUAUGCGUGGGAUACAAAUGAAGAAUAUCUCUUCAAAGCGAUGGUGGCUUUCUCCAUGAGAAGAGUUCCCAACAGAGAAGCAACUGAAAUUUCCCACGUCCUACUUUGCAAUGUAACCCAGCGGGUGUCAUUCUGGUUUGUGGUUACCGAUCCUUCAAGGAAUCACACCCUUCCUGCUGUUGAGGUACAGUCAGCCAUAAGAAUGAAUAGGAACCGGAUCAACAAUGCCUUCUUUUUGAAUGACCAGACUCUGGAAUUUUUAAGAAUUCCUUCCACUCUUGCACCACCUACUGACCCAUCUGUGCCCAUCUGGAUUAUUAUAUUUGGUGUGAUAUUUUGCAUCGUCAUAGUGGCAACCAUGCUAUUGAUUUUGUCAGGAAUCCGGCAACGUAGAAGGGAGAACAAAGGACCAUCUGAAAUGGAAGACACUGAAGAUAAAUGGGAAAACACAAUCACAAUUGAAAAUGGCAUCCCCUGCGAUCCCCUGGACAUGAAGGGAGGGCACGUUAAUGAUGCCUUUGUGACAGAGGAUGAGCGGCUCACCCCCCUCUGAAGGGCUGCUGUUUUGUUUCCCCCUGAAACUCAACACUUGUUUCUGUGCAACUGCUGAACAUCACAAUUCAUUGAGGGAAGAUUAUAUAUUUUGUUUCACCAUUCUUCUUUUGUAAGAAAUUUUGAAUGUGCAUGAAAUUGAAAGGCAAUGAAUUAUACCCAUGAAGACCGUUGGAAUAAUAAGCUGUUGACUAUCCAAAAUAUUCUAAAAUAUUUCUCUGACAGCACAGUGUGUAAGUGUAGUCAUGUGGCAUUUGUAGUUACUGAUUUUAAAAUGCAUUAGUAUUUAAGCAUUUCCAGCAAUAAGGUCAGGCCAGUAUAUAUAUAUCACACUUUAAAGACCUAAGAAAAAAUAUUUUUCCAGUGGAGAAUGCCUAUAAUAUGGUGUCCAAAUCAUUGAAAAUGGAUCCUUUUGGAGUAUCAUUUAUAUCACUCUGUAUAUGACAAGAUAAGCAAGAAUAACAAGUAAUUACUGUAAAUGGGUUGGAUAAAAAUGGGCGUGUUGAUAUACAAGGUGGAAUUUGAUCCUGUUAUCAUACCAACAGUUGCUUAUAUAUAUUUUCUGACUAUCAGUCUCUAAUAGGGCAUCUCUAUUCAUUGAUUAUUUCUGCAGUUUGUAGAAGUACAAUCUAUGCUAACUUAAUAAAGUGCUAAUCAUCUCUUUUUAAGUGA
Messenger RNA from Eubalaena glacialis (North Atlantic right whale), 1529 nucleotides. It is a transcript of the gene CLTRN, whose product is annotated as collectrin, amino acid transport regulator. Lineage: Eukaryota; Metazoa; Chordata; Mammalia; Artiodactyla; Balaenidae. Bases 190 to 858 code for a protein of 222 amino acids. The record is from RefSeq and is a predicted model, not a curated record. The transcript has 6 exons.